Molecule: messenger RNA, 1068 nt
Organism: Magnusiomyces paraingens
Lineage: Eukaryota; Fungi; Ascomycota; Dipodascomycetes; Dipodascales; Dipodascaceae
Exons: 2
Coding region: 1-1068 (355 amino acids)
Biological process (GO): pantothenate biosynthetic process
Molecular function (GO): pantoate-beta-alanine ligase activity
Source: RefSeq, a predicted model, not a curated record
AUGUAUCCACUUGGAUUCUUUGUAAAAUCCUUCUCUAAACCUCCUGCCAUAUACUUAUCCCACAUUUUCCGUCGUCUUUGGACUAACGCUGCUACCCCCCCAUACUCACCAACACCAGCAAUGACUCAAUCACCAACCCCAGUUAACGUAUUCCGAACUAUCCAGGACAUUAGGGCCUGGCGUAGAGCAGCUCUUCUUGAAGGCAAAACAGUUGGUCUUGUCCCAACCAUGGGUGCUCUUCAUCAAGGCCAUCUCAACUUGGUCUCUCAAUCAGUCAAAAAUAACGAUUUCACCAUCGUCUCCAUCUUUGUAAACCCUUCUCAAUUUGCCCCCCAUGAAGAUCUUGACGCUUAUCCACGUACCCUAGACGCAGACAUUGAUGCCCUGUCAACUGUCCUUUCCCCCAACCCCAUUGCUGUUUUUGUCCCUACUGUCGCUGAAAUGUACCCUAGCGGUAUUCCUUUAGAACAAGCCAAGCAACGCGGUGCGUUUGUCGAGGUCAAAGGUCUUAGUGAACAGCUUGAAGGUUCAAUCAGACCACAGUUUUUCCGUGGUGUCGCAACAGUCGUUACAAAACUUCUCAAUAUUGUCACCCCGGAGGUGGCUUACUUUGGUCAAAAGGAUAUCCAACAAGUCGUUGUUGUCAAACGUAUGGUCAAAGAUCUUUUAAUUAACACUGAAAUCUUCAUGGUCCCCACUGUCCGCGAACAUAACUUACUGGCCAUGAGCUCAAGAAAUACUUACUUGACUCAAGAUUCGCGUGCACACUCUUGCAUUCUUUACCAGGCUUUGGCUGCUGGUGAAUCGCUUUACAAAUCUGGUGAAACAAGCCGCGCAAAAAUUAUGGAAGCUAUCCGUAAUGUCAUUAAGCCUUAUGAAAAGAAAAGUGAUACCCCAGAAUCCCAGUUUGCCGUGGAUGUCGAGUACGUCUCGCUGGCCGAUACUGUCGACCUCCAAGAAGUUGACGAGGUUGAUCCCGCCGUUGGUGCCAUCCUGUCUUCUGCUAUUCGUGUCCCCAAUAAGUCUGGCACUCAAACCAGAAUCAUUGACAAUAUUAUUCUUCAUUAA